This is a messenger RNA of Penicillium malachiteum, 1650 nucleotides long. Its product is annotated as spermidine synthase. The transcript has 3 exons. Lineage: Eukaryota; Fungi; Ascomycota; Eurotiomycetes; Eurotiales; Aspergillaceae. Bases 1 to 1650 code for a protein of 549 amino acids. The record is from RefSeq and is a predicted model, not a curated record.
AUGUCAGUCGGGCAAUUCGUUCGGCAAAUUGAUGCCUACCGCUUCGGUACUGGAGUAGCUCUGCUAUUCCUUAUUGCAGCAUACUCUCCUGUUAUGGGCUUGGUGCUGUCUCCUGUAUUUGGCUCCCUGCCGGCCCAUAUCUUCCACGGCUAUGGCGUGGGUAUUUGCGGAGCUGCUGGAUGGUUCUUGAAGGACCAGAUCCAAAGACGCGUUGGUCGUCUUGCCGCUCUUAUGCUUCCUGUUCUGGCCUUCUGGACUCCUACAUUGCAGUACUUUGUGAUGCAGCAGAGCGCCAAGCUGGGAAACCCUGUCGGUCCUGUGGUCACAGAGCUGUUUGGCUACUAUCCUCUGGUAAUCUUGACUGUGGCUAUUGCCGGUAAGCAGAUUCAAUCUGCUAUGAACCUUGAGUCUCAGGGAGAACUUGCUGCGGAACAUAUUCCUCUGAUCGGCACGUACAUUAUCUACUCCAUGGGCGAGCACUUCGCUCGAUUCAUCCUGUCUUAUGCUAUUGGUUUCACCUUUAUUUUCUCUCGCGCGGGAUUGCAGUUUGUCAUUGCUAUUCUGUAUGCUGCUAUUGUUCCUAAGUCCAAGCUCCUGCUUCUGGCUAUUCCGUCUUUGCUCUUCACUAUCACUUCUGAUGUCCACCUUGGUGGAAUUGGUGCUGCAAACUCUGCCAUUCAGCAUGAAGGAUAUACCAUGUUGGCCCGCCAGGAAUCCUACACAGGAUACAUCUCCGUUCUUGAGAACAACCAGGACGGUUUCCGUGUGAUGCGUUGCGACCACAGUCUUCUUGGUGGACAGUGGAUCAAGUCAACUCCCGGCUACCACCCUCAGGUAGAGGACCCAAUUUACGCUGUCUUUGCCAUGCUCGAAGCCGUCCGACUAGUCGAGCCUGAUAACGGUGUUCACCGCGUAGAUGCUGACAGCAAGGCUUUGGUGAUUGGUCUCGGUAUCGGUACCACACCCGCUGCAUUGAUGAAGCACGGCAUUGACACCACCAUUGUCGAGAUUGACCCCGUCGUGUACAAGUUCGCGACCCAGUACUUCAACCUCCCGUCCAACCACGUCGCCGCCAUCGAAGACGCCACCCAAUUCGUCAAGAAGGCGCAAAAGGCUGCUUGGCCCAAGUACGAUUACAUCGUCCACGAUGUCUUCACCGGUGGUGCUGAGCCCGCGGAACUUUUCACUUUCGAGUUCCUGAAAGACCUGAGCUCUCUUCUCAAGGAUGACGGUGUCAUUGCUAUCAACUAUGCCAGCGACAUUACACUCUACCCUACAGGUCUUAUUGUCCGCACCAUCCAAACCGUCUUCCCAUCCUGCCGUAUGUUCCGUGAAAACGGAGCGACCGAAGAUGCCGCCAACCCCGACUUUACUAACAUGGUACUCUUCUGCAAGAAGAGCGCUAGCACCCCUCUGCGCUUCCGGGAGCCAGUUCAGUCUGAUUUCUUGGGUAGCAAGUCGCGUGAGUCGUACAUGGUGCCCAAGCAUGAGAUGGAUACUUCUCAGUUCGCUGUUGGCCCGGAAUCCGGAAGAAAGUAUCUCAUUCAUAAGGAGGUUAGGCGAUUGCAUAAGUUCCAGGAUCGGGCUGCGUUGGAGCACUGGGAGAUUAUGAGGAAGGUUAUGCCUGACUCUGUGUGGGAGAACUGGUAA